This is a messenger RNA of Cucurbita maxima (winter squash), 1582 nucleotides long. Its product is annotated as squamosa promoter-binding-like protein 13A. NCBI's taxonomy places the organism in Eukaryota, Viridiplantae, Streptophyta, Magnoliopsida, Cucurbitales, Cucurbitaceae. The transcript is spliced from 3 exons. The record is from RefSeq and is a predicted model, not a curated record. Gene Ontology annotation, molecular function: DNA binding. Bases 369 to 1412 code for a protein of 347 amino acids. Gene Ontology annotation, cellular component: nucleus.
UUUCACCCCUUUCUCUCUCUCUCCUCAGUUUCUCUCUCUUCCAUUUGGAGUAAGAUGAGAAAAAGCUUCCUUUAAGCCUCAGAACUUAAGUGGGGUCUUUUGAUUAACUGUUGAUUACCCUAUCAAUUCCAAAGAGGUUUGGAUUGAUUGAAAUUAUUCUGAAACCUUCCAUCCAUCUGCUAACUUCUGCAACAAAACCAGUGGAGGAUUCUCUGCUAUUAUAUCAUCCAACCAUUCUCUAUCCUUCGUUGUUUCACUGUUUUUUAUCCAAAAAGUGGAUAACCAUUUGAAGAUUUGGGCAUAUGAACAAUUGGAGAGAAGAAGGUACAGAUUGAAACAAAUUGAAACAAGUGUGUGUGUGUGUGUUUAUGGAUUGGGGUUGGAGAAAAAUUUCUGGGGAAAGAGUCACUUUCCAGGAAAACAAACAGAAUCCCACAAGUUUUUCUGACUCGAUUGGAUCAAAUAAUGAAGAAGAACAGAUUCUCAAGGGUUCGAGUCAAGAAAGUUAUACCUCUCAUGGAUCCUCCAAGAGGACUCGAUUGCUUCAUGCGAGCCAGAACCAGACAUGUUUGGUGGAUGGCUGUGACUCUGACUUGAGCAAUUGCAAGGAGUAUCAUCGUCGUCAUAGGGUCUGCGAUUUGCACUCCAAAACCCCUGUUGUGAUGGUCAGAGGCGAGGAGAAACGAUUCUGUCAACAGUGCAGCAGAUUUCAUUCGCUUGGUGAGUUUGAUGAGGUUAAGAGAAGCUGUAGAAAGAGGCUUGAUGGACACAAUCGGCGUAGGAGGAAGCCUCAGCCUGAAUCCUUGUUCAUCAGUUCAAGGGAUUUUCUGUCAAAUUGCAAAGGUCCAAUUGUGCUGCAAUUCAGCGAUCAACAAGUUCAUGUUCCUGAUGAACUUGGUAGGAGUUUAUGGCCUAUGAGAACUGAAGAAAACUCAUCUUUGGUUCCAUCAAAUUCCUCUGGUUUCUUCAGUUUUGGAGGAGGAGACAACAAACAGCUGCCAUUUUUGCAGCCUAAGAAUGGCUCAAAGCAAGGAAAGCAUAUGGUUUCUUCUCAGUUUUGUUUCAAUCAGCAACUUCCUGAUACAAUCUCUCAGGUGAGUGAGGGGGACAGCCAGAAAACGGUGCCUCCCAAUAACUCGCCCGACGAUUCGGGUUGUGCUCUCUAUCUUCUGUCAUCGCACCCUGUGCAAGCUCUCCCAGAGGCUGGCUUGAGCUCUUUGGUUCAGUCCCAUCUGAGUCUUCCAGUCCAAACUCAAGAGGAGACUGAGCUGAAUUUCAGUAGUCUAAGUGAUUUCUCUGAGUCCUUUGGUUCAAAGGACAAGGCUGUUAGUAAAACCAAUGUCCAUCAUAGUGAGUUGGGGCUUGAAAUGGAGGAGGAAUCUAAUGGCUUGUUUCCCAUUUCUUGGGAGUAGUUUAAGCUUUGUCUGUUUGUUUUUUUUUUUAUGGCUUUAAUGCAAGACCUCUUUUGAAUAUGAAGUUCUUUGUUUCUGUGAUUGUAGACAGCAAAGGGAUGUAUUUUUCUGGUUGUUUUGUGACCUUUGACAUAGAAAGGAAUAGACUACUACUUUGACAUCGUCAUUUA